Molecule: messenger RNA, 2389 nt
Organism: Anarrhichthys ocellatus (wolf-eel)
Lineage: Eukaryota; Metazoa; Chordata; Actinopteri; Perciformes; Anarhichadidae
Gene: tax1bp3
Product: Tax1 (human T-cell leukemia virus type I) binding protein 3
Exons: 4
Coding region: 201-581 (126 amino acids)
Biological process (GO): establishment or maintenance of epithelial cell apical/basal polarity; neurotransmitter receptor transport, endosome to postsynaptic membrane; cell-cell adhesion
Cellular component (GO): postsynaptic density; basolateral plasma membrane; adherens junction
Molecular function (GO): protein kinase binding
Source: RefSeq, a predicted model, not a curated record
CUAAUCGGAUAGGCUGCGUGGGGGGGUAAAGUGACGUUAUCUGUGGAGCUGUUGGUUUCCAGCCAGGGAUCAGCCUGCCGUUACUCAUGGAGUGAUUUGGGAAGUUGCCCCACUCUUGAGACUUCGUUUCUGUGACUUUAACAACAAUAGUUGUUGCAAGUUUCUACAUUCGUUACCUUAGAAAGCGUCGAAGCGACACCAUGUCCGCGGGACAGGCGUUUGCUGUUGUUGUGCAACGAAUUGAGAUCCGGAAGUUGCGACAUGGAGAGAACCUGAUCCUGGGCUUCAGCAUCGGAGGAGGAAUAGACCAGGACCCUGGACAGAACCCCUUCUCUGAUGACAAGACUGACAAAGGCAUCUAUGUGACCAGGAUAAGUCAGAGAGGACCAGCAGAGGAGGCGGGCUUGAGGAUGGGAGACAAGAUAAUGCAGGUGAACGGCUGGGAUAUGACCAUGGUGACCCACGAUCAGGCUCGUAAAAGACUAACAAAGAAGAAUGAGGACGUGGUGCGGCUAUUGGUAACCAGGAAGUCGUUGGAGGAAGCUGUCAAACAUUCGAUGGGCAGUUACCCCAGACAGUAAUGACACUACUUACAACCACAGACUGAUGCUAAGGACCCAACACACUCGUAUACCGAGACUCCCACACAUUCAGAUGAUGGUGUCACCGCGGCCUUUAUCACUACGUCAAUGCAAAAAUAUUAUGCAGACCACAUUAGAUCAUUUAAUAUCGAGGUCCGGUGCUUGAAUCUGCACAGUACAGUCAUUAGACAAUGAGAGGGUGUUCCUUCCAUACACACUCGCAUACGAAGCGAUCUACGGGCCUCAAAUACAUUUAAUCCUAAUCUGAUUUUCAGAUUUGAUUUUCUUGAGUCUUUAGAUCCACUUUUGGCAUCCAGUUAUAAUGUUCCAAAGCUUACAUGAUCUAUUUUGACACAUCUUGAGCAAAAUGUACAUUUUUGCCAACUUUCAAAUUGUUCAAGUAUUAUUAAGGAUUAAAAAAGAUUUAACAGUUCAUGCAGAUAUUCAUCAUAAUAAUGGGUUUUUUGAAGACCUUUUCAUAAAACAAUGCUUCCAUAUCGCUCUUCUACACAUUCACUCUAAAUUGAUUAUAUCACAGCAUUCUUGAUUAUUCGUUCUCACUUUGGAUAUAUUUGCCAAAUGUCCUCAAAUCCAUGCUUGAUACAAGCUUUUUGGGAGCAAUCCUACUCUUUGAUCCUUUUUGCCGACAGCUGACUAAAGUUGGUCUUGAUGGUUUGGAUCCGGUAAGAAUGUUCAUUGGUGUUGAGCAUGUCAUUAAUGAUCAGUGUUUCAUCUCAUUUGACUGAAACAAAGUGUUUUGCUAUCAUUCAGAUUACAGCACAGAAUGCCAAAGUACAUGCCAGGCCACUGUAAAGUGAUCCAAAGUAUGUAAAGUAAUAUUUGUAAUCUUUUUUUCUUUUUUUUAACUAAUGGUACACAUUCUAUACAACAAACCAUAUACCUGUAUGCACAAUGAUUUAAUUCAUACUGAUACUAAUUAUUCUUUUACAGAUGUAUCUUUCUGUUCUAUUUGUUUUUUUUUUUAUGUCUAACAUGUUUGGGAAAGUAACAUCUCUCUGUGUGUGCGUCUGCUAAAGUAACAACAGCGUUCAAAAUGCUUCUUCCAAGUUACACUACUUAUGUCUCAUACAAACAACAUUCCACAAGCUGGACCUACUUCUGGAUUAUUUUUCUCUGAUCAUUUGCAAUGUAUUCACUGUCAAGUGUUUCAUCUUUAUCAGGUUCAGCAAGGGGCAGUUGGUCAUUUGCUGUUUUGAUACACGUAAUCCCACGAGUUUCACACUGGAAUCAGCUACAUUCAGUUGUUUAUUGUCGAUGACCAAAAGUCCAAGUCGACACUGUAAACAUGAACCAAGCAGGAGUGAAUGCACAGCAGCCUUACAUUAAUAUUUAAUAAGUUUAAUGAACCUAUUUGUUUUUUCUAUUUUCUGCAACACAAUGAUUUACUGCCUCUGAUACAUACGGCAUUAAUAGCAGAUGAGUGAUUAAUUACUAAUAAACAUUGACAAUAUGUUGAUUUUGAGAUUUUACAGUACUGAAAACAAUAGAAAAUUACAACACUAAUCUUAUAACCUUGGGUGAGCUUAUUGGCUCUUUUUUAUUGUUAUGCUAGUGGUAUAUAUAUUUAGUGUUGAAUGAUCCCCAUGUUGGGAACCACUGCUUUACAGAAUUUCAAUGAUGCAUUUAGAGACGUGUACAACAUGAGACAAAUCCCUUGUAGUAUUUCCUGUAUGAAUUAUAUCAGACAUGUAAAUGUGAACUACCAACAGAGCGCAAAAGUUUUGCAUUUGAUUGUAUCCAGUUUAUUAUAUGAAUUUUUCUCAGAUAUUAAAAGACCGAAAGCAAAA